Messenger RNA from Blepharisma stoltei, 738 nucleotides. The record is from the annotation of a GenBank genome assembly. Lineage: Eukaryota; Ciliophora; Heterotrichea; Heterotrichida; Blepharismidae.
AUGGCUUAUCUUCACCUUCUUGCUUUGCUUCUUAUAGCAGCCUCAGCAACCUCUCUCUGUGAAAAUCCUUGCAUCCAAGAUCAAUCAAACUUAGUUUGCUGUAGUGAUUCUAUUACAACCUGCGGAGAAGCAUGCUGUCCAACGCUCUCAGAAAAUUGUGCUGAAAUCGCUCCAUCUCCUUAUUCCCUUCUUUUUCAAGAUUUCCUCUCCUUGGAUUUAAAAUCUUGCAAUAAAUACUUCUUAAUGGUAGAAACAGAAAUUCGCAUUUUUCUCUAUAAGAUCUCUACAUCGCAAAGCUGGGAUACAAUAAAGCAGCAACUUUACUUGGUGCUUAAGUACAUUCCUUAUAUGAGAGUGGAAGAAAUAAAAUGGUGAUGCCGAUGGAAAGUAAACUUCGAGGUACCAUCCUAUAUGGAGCAGGCAGGACAAAUUCUGAUGAAGCUGGAAAAAAGCCUCUAUCUCUUUUUGAAGUAGACAUUCAGGCUUCGGGAUGCCUCUAAAGGGAAGCUUGUUUCUCCCCUGAAGGUGGGCUAGACAGUUUUUAGCUACCACAUGGUCUUCUUUCAUCGGGGCCAUGACAUCUCACAGACGAUUGCUCUGCCCAAGGGAGCUGAUCCCUAGACUGGUGGCUCAGACUGUAAAUUCAAAAGGACAGACUAGUGAUUAGAUUUGGUUAUGGCGAGCAUAACCAUUUUAACUAGCUAACUAGCAUAUAUGAGAGCGUAUUGUUUUAGCUAA